AUGCCGACACCAGCCGCCAAAGCCACCGUGGUGGCCGGGAUGAUGGACACUCUCGAAGCGACCGUGGAGAUAGCGCUCGCCACGAAGACAGUCGAAGAGGAGAUGUGGAGAGAAGUACACGUACUUCCAGCCGGGACGCUGUGGACGACAGCCGACGUGAUAGGCGAAGCGCAGAUCGAUCCUCCCGCAGCGACUAUCGCCAACCACACGAGUCUAGCUCCCACGGAUAUCGCGAGCAUCCGAAACGUAGCAGUGAAAGAUCCGAACGCCGCCGUGACGACUACUCCGAUUCACGUCACAGAGAUGCCGGCUAUGGUCGCACGGAUUCCUCCCGCUCCGACCGCCGCAGCCACGACGGGGUACGGUCGUAGCUCCGAUGCACGCAGCAGCAGAGACUUUGACCGAGACUCUGGCUAUGGCCGCACAGAAUCGUCGCGCGGAGGGUCUGAUCGGCGGGAUGACGGGUAUGGCCGCACAGAAUCCUCGCGUGGGUCGGACCGCCGGGACGACGGAUAUGGUCGCAGCAGUCGCCGCGACGACGACAAGCAGCCGUCUUCCAACGGUCGCCGUAGUCGGUCGCGAUCUCGGGAACGACGAGGGUAUUAG
Messenger RNA from Aphanomyces astaci, 606 nucleotides. RefSeq lists its product as hypothetical. NCBI's taxonomy places the organism in Eukaryota, Oomycota, Saprolegniomycetes, Saprolegniales, Verrucalvaceae. The record is from RefSeq and is a predicted model, not a curated record. The transcript has 2 exons. The coding region runs from base 1 to 606 and encodes 201 amino acids.